AUGGAUCCAGAAGGCUCUGAUAUAACCCUGGAUAUUUCUCCAUACUUUGGGGCAACCUGCAAGGUCAUUUUCCAGGAUGGAGUCAAGGCGACUGUACAUCGCAAUGUUAUCCCUGCAGACCUACGAAUGAGCACCCGCUAUUCCCUGGAUAAGCCCGUUACCUUGGAUUUGAAAGAUAUCGACACAGGCACAGGACACAUGAUCGUUCAUUUCUUGUACUCUGGGAAGUACGAGUCUCCCAAGUCCAGCAAUUGUUCUGAGGUCGAAGCCACUAUCUAUGAGCUUGAGCUAGCAUUCAAAGUGCAUACUGCCUCUCUCUGCUUGAACAUGAAGACCCUCCAAGUUCUCACUGAGGAUGAGAUCUUGAAACUCAGCGAUCAGUUGAGCUUCCCGUUAGUCCUCGGUGUCAUAGGGAAAUCUGAGAUCGAUUUCGCCAAAUUCCCAAGAUAUGCAGAGUACCUUCAGUCUCACCUGAUCUCCCUGAAGAUGGACUCUUUGGACCAAACAGCAACUGAUAUUCUAUUGAAACUUGAGACACCGGAUACCUUCUGCAUGGUACUUCUCAAGACACUCGUUGUCUUGGGUAGAAAGGCAGCCAGCAAGCAGCCUGAUGUGGAUAGAGACUACCGCGAGACGGAGUUGUCUCUUAUACAAUCUCUGGCAGAACAGGCUGAUGAGAUCGACAAGGCAAAUGAAGAGAUUGAAACACUUCAAAGAAAGGAAAAGCAGGGUCUACAAUUGAUAAAAAUGUAUGAUGAGAUCACGGUACUUCACAGGAAGAAGGGGAUCAAUGGAGGAAAACUCGCGAAAAAGUACCAAAGACAACUGGAAGUUCUUGAAAGACAGAUUGCUGCAUGUAAGUUGGAACACAACCAAGAGCAGACGGAGGAUCAGUCUGGAGAAGGUGUGGAAGAGGAUCACCAGUCUACAGAUCAAUCAGCCCAUCACGACGAAGAGCCCGCUGAAGUUCACGUUGAGCAGGAUACCCCGACAGAAGAUGUCGAAUCCAACUGGGGAGGUUAUAAAUCCCUUGGACACGUUAUGAUUCAUUAUCUUGUUACGGAAAGAUAUGAAGGUCUCAAACCAACUGGAAAAACUGAAGAUGAGCGGAAUCGCUCUGAGCUGGCAACUGCCUUCUGGGUCCAUCUCAGGGCCGGGGAUUUGGAACUACUAAGUCUUCAAGAGUUGGCACAAUCCGAGAUGAAGCGCCUCGUGAGCAAGAUGAACUUGGUUUCAGUGGCCCAAACUCUUGAAGGAACGGGGAUAUCCCUUGACAACAACCCGGUUCUGGAAGCGCAUCUGGCCGACCAGAUCGACCUUGCUCUGACACAGUCUUCCAAGGAAUCUCUCAACUCCUUGACCACUCAGCUAGGGCUGCCCAAAACUGUCAGCAUGUUAUUUCUUGAGUACAUUCUUGAGUCUCAGAAGUCGCUGCUUGACGCCCAAGGUUACAAUGAUGAAGAAGCUUCUCCUGAUUUGUCUUGGGUCCAAUUUGAGAAGGAAUUCCAAGCACUAGUGCAGAAGUUCUCCUGGAUAAAUCCCACCUACAAAGACUCGGCACUUCAACGAGAGCUCCGAGUAAAGGCCGUCAGGGAACCACAGGAGAAGACAGCCCUUGAAGAUCGCAUGUUGAAGAAUGGAAGGCUGAACUUUACUGAUCAAGCCCGCCUGGAGACACUGCAGAGCAACGCAACUCACAGGGCUAUGGUGAUGGCUGAAUGUGAGAAGGAUAUAGCUGCUACAAAGGAACAGGUUCGCCAGAUGAGCAAACAAGCCGAAAUCCUUACUAGCCGGUUGAUUAGAGAGAACCGUUAUGAAACAUGGUUGCAGUGGCGUAAGGCACAGAAAGGGGUUUUGUACUUCGAGCAGUUUACUUGUGAGACUGCAGAGGAAGUGACAAGCCGGGGAACGGAUGAGUCUAGUGACGACGGGAUAAUGACUCCUAGUACUGACUCGGUUCAUGAGUCAGCAACUGAAACACCAAGUCUGCUCGUAAAAGAUGAGACCGUUCGACGAAGCCGCGCAGAGUCGGAGAGAAUCGCCAAGCUAAGGCUGGAGAUGGAGAACAAGAGGUUGAAGAGCCGUCUUCAAGAAAGAGCACUACUAUCUAAGGGCGACUACGUGAUAAUAUCCAUCCUCUUCAUAUUUUUUGUCCUUUGGUAG
Fusarium sp. VM40 is the source of this 2163-nucleotide messenger RNA. Lineage: Eukaryota; Fungi; Ascomycota; Sordariomycetes; Hypocreales; Nectriaceae. The record is from the annotation of a GenBank genome assembly.